Pecten maximus is the source of this 4007-nucleotide messenger RNA. RefSeq lists its product as uncharacterized. Lineage: Eukaryota; Metazoa; Mollusca; Bivalvia; Pectinida; Pectinidae. The coding region runs from base 369 to 2096 and encodes 575 amino acids. The transcript is spliced from 3 exons. The record is from RefSeq and is a predicted model, not a curated record.
GAAUAGAGAGAAAACACUAAAAAUUGGAUCCAAGCGUUUAUCGGGACGCGGAUUAGAGGGACAACACCAAAAAUUGGAUCCAAGCGUUUAUAAAGACGUGGAUUUGAAGGAAAACACUGAAAAUAGGCAAGGAAUGAGUAAAAUAUCAAUAUAAAAAUGACAGUUAUAAGGACAGGUGUGACAAUGUUUGAGAGGGAUGUAAAUAAACCAUGUCUGUCAGACAUCAGGAUUGUAACAAACGUAAUUAAUAUUGAAUGUUCCACAGUAUCAGGAAAAGAUAGCAACUGAAAGUGUAUAAUCGUCUAUUGGGUCUGAAAUGUGUUGUUUGCUGUGACUUGUGAUCCCGAUCGCGUACCUAGGGUGGUAGUAUGGAGCUGAGUUCCCGCGGACUUCUACUGAUGACGUAUCUUCAUAUCUCCACUGGAUUCUCUGCAUGGAAUUCCAAACUUUUGUUUCCAACAUCGAUUGGACGCGAUGACAGGCAAAUGACGUCAUCAUAUGGGGUGGAGGCCGAGGCAAACAUUCAAAUAUCGAACCAGGAAAAUUCGAUCGGAGUAUUAAAGUCCAACCCUCAAAUACAUAAACAGACAUCAAUGAUACAAGCUGUUCACAAACGACCAAAUAAUGAAAGGUUGUUUAAGUGGAUUUCCGCUAGAACACGAAAGGUAUCUGCCGGAACUUCCGGAAACAAUGUCCUCCCGAACAUCGACAGCACCGGAAGUAGUGAUUCGGCACCAUCAACUUCACAAAAUGUUGAUAGUAUCUCUAAUGACGGCAUGUACGUGUCUAAAGAAGAAAGGAUUGACGAUCUGAAUAUUGUAAAUAAAAAUACGACAAUGUUUACAGAACAUACGCGGAUGAAACGAUCCACAAAUGGAACAGCUGCCGAGUCAACUUCUUUCAUGGACGACCCAAACAAGGUGGCGAUGUUUAUCGUUUUGCCACUUAUAAUAUUUGUUUAUGGAGGCUGCAUAUGUAUUUAUUGUGUACAUAAAUGUCAGGAUUAUGUCGAGAGAGUGGAACCCUUAAAGACUAUUAAACAGAAAGUGUUCGGGGUACCUCCAGAAGCACCCGAGCCUCAUAGCAGAAAAUGGAUGCAGCACUUCAUGAAACGACCGCGUCCGACAAGUUCACGAAGUCUACCUGAUCCGGAAAGUACCGAGCAAAAAGAAUUCGACACUAGGUCGAUAUUCUCCGACGCGGGUAUUUCUUAUUUUCGAGAUACUACAAAAGAUAGUGCGUUUUCUGAAAUGGAUAUAGAUUCCGGAGUUCAUUCCCAAGGAAGUCGCGCAAAUGAGAAAGUGAUUUACGUGAACGCUGAUUCUCCCGACAUUAAAAACCUGAAUGACUUCACAGUGGAAGUGAAACACGUCGAGACAUCAGAGAUAGCUGUCCAAACUGACGACAUCCACAUAACGACCAUUUCUACUGCCGACAUGGGAGUCGCUACUUGCGAGGCGGGCACGUCAAUGUACGAAAAGCCCCCACAAAGAAAGGCUAAGAAGAAAGAGAACAAAGUCGGCUCGAGGUAUCUCAGUUGGUUAAAAUCUGCGCGGGAACUGCGUGAGGUAUUGAACAACAAUACCGAGCCUCGAACACUGCAUCAAAUGCUUAAAAUAGCGGCAGAAGAACAUAAGCAGGGAGAAACUGUAUCUGAUUCAGAGGUGAAGCAACAAAAAGGGCAGAAAGUUGAAAGACAAGUAGAAACGAAACCAGCGCCUAAACGACAGAACAGUUCCCCUAUCAUCUCUGUGGAACCAUAUCAGAAUGAUGCCUCCUAUAUAUCUAUACAUAAGAAAAAGUCGAACUUAUUAAAGCAGCACGGAAGCUUUAAGGGGAUUUCAAACGCUGUCACGCCACUAGAAACUAGAUAUAAAAGCACAAGCACAUCGGCCUCCUCCUCCCGUGGCACGGAUUCACCACCAGGGGACGCUCCGCCGCCAUAUUACAGACUAGGAGAAACGAAGGGAAAUUCUUACAUGUCUAUGUAUAAAAAGAAACCUAUUGUUUCAAAGGAGGACAUGGGACGUGCAGGCUCAGGAGACGUCACCAAAUAUGUUGGAAUUAACAAUAGUGAUACAGAUUCCCUAAUGUAAUAUAUACAGACACAUUGGUGUAAGGUGAUACAGACACAUUGGUGUAAGGUAAUACAGACACACUGGUGUAAGGUGUCAGUGAUACAGACACACUGGUGUAAGGUGAUACAGACACACUGGUGUAAGGUGUCAGUGAUACAGACACAUUGGUGUAAGGUGUCAGUGAUAGAUACAGACACACUGGUGUAAGGUGAUACAGACACACCGGUGUAAGGUGUCAGUGAUACAGACACACUUGUGUAAGGUGUCAGUGAUACAGACACAAUGGUGUAAGGUGUCAGUGAUACAGACACACCGGUGUAAGGUGUCAGUGAUACAGACACACUGGUGUAAGGUGUCAGUGAUACAGACACACCGGUGUAAGGUGUCAGUGAUACAGACACACUGGUGUUAGGUGUCAGUGAUACAGACACACUGGUGUAAGGUGUCAGUGAUACAGACACAAUGGUGUAAGGUGUCAGUGAUACAGACACACCGGUGUAAGGUGUCAGUGAUACAGACACACCGGUGUAAGGUGUCAGUGAUACAGACACACUGGUGUUAGGUGUCAGUGAUACAGACACACCGGUGUAAGGUGUCAGUGAUACAGACACACUGGUGUAAGGUGUCAGUGAUACAGACGCACUGGUGUAAGGUGAUACAGACACACUGGUGUAAGGUGUCAGUGAUACAGACACACCGGUGUAAGGUGUCAGUGAUACAGACACACUGGUGUAAGGUGUCAGUGAUACAGACACACCGGUGUAAGGUGUCAGUGAUACAGACACACUGGUGUAAGGUGUCAGUGAUACAGACACACUGGUGUAAGGUGUCGGUGAUACAGACACACUGGUGUAAGGUGUCAGUGAUACAGACACACUGGUGUAAGGUGUCAGUGAUACAGACACACUGGUGUAAGGUGUCGGUGAUACAGACACACUGGUGUAAGGUGUCGGUGAUACAGACACACUGGUGUAAGGUGUCAGUGAUACAGACACACUGGUGUAAGGUGUCAGUGAUACAGACACACUGGUGUAAGGUGUCAGUGAUACAGACACACUGGUGUAAGGUGUCAGUGAUACAGACACACUGGUGUAAGGUGAUACAGACACACUGGUGUAAGGUGUCAGUGAUACAGACACACCGGUGUAAGGUGUCAGUGAUACGGACACACCGGUGUAAGGUGUCAGUGAUACAGACACACUGGUGUAAGGUGAUACAGACACACCGGUGUAAGGUGUCAGUGAUACGGACACACCGGUGUAAGGUGUCAGUGAUACAGACACACUGGUGUAAGGUGUCAGUGAUACAGACACACUGGUGUAAGGUGUCAGUGAUACAGACACACUGGUGUAAGGUGUCAGUGAUACAGACACAUUGGUGUAAGGUGUCAGUGAUACAGACACACUGGUGUAAGGUGUCAGUGAUACAGACACACUGGUGUAAGGUGUCAGUGAUACAGACACACCGUUGAAUGGUAUCAGAAACCCAAAUUGAUACUGUAAUUAUUUUUUGCAUUUCCUUGUUUGAUAAGGUCUGUGAUAGGGCACGUGUACACGUAAUUAUUACACUUAAGUUUGUUUAACUUUAUAUUAAACCUGCGUGAUAAUUUCCUCAGUGUGUUUAUGUUACUUGUAUAUCAAGUGAUAAAUGUUCGCUUAUUAUGCGAAAUUUUUAUUGUUUUAAAUUUGAUGUGAUAUUCAGAGUAUCAAACACGAUGCCCAUACUAUUUGCAGUGUUUUAUAUACAAUCAAAGUUCAUUAACCUACAUUUGUAAUUAACACGAAGCUUUCUUUACUUGAACCCUCCGUAACAUUAGAUAAACUCUCUGUAUUUGAACGUCAAUCAAUGGCUAAAGUGAAGCUAUAUGACAUGUCCUUUGUUAUUUUUUUUGUUUCAAAGAAUUGAAUGAAGAUUUAUUAAUGCGAGUAA